GCUUCAACUCUUCAUUCACAAUAAACUAUCACCAAACUUCUUACAUUUUGUCUGUUAUUCAGCCAUGAACAUCAAAAACACACAAAGAUCCAUCCUUUCUACUCUUCUAUUUCUUUUCAUUGCCCAAAUUCCUUACUGUUAUGGUGUUAACACCCUUACUACAAAUGGGUAUCUUACAGGGAACCAAACAAUACACUCAACCAAUGGAAAGUUUGAACUUGGGUUCUUCAAACCAGGUAAAACACCCAAGUAUUAUAUAGGAAUAUGGUAUAAAAACAUACCUGGGCAAGUUGUAAUUUGGGUUGCUAAUAGAGAUAACCCGGUUUUUGACUUAUAUGCAUCAAAACUUACCAUAUCAAAUGAUGGUAAUUUAGUCCUUAUAAACAAUGCUUCAAAAUCUCCAAUAUGGUCUACAAAUUUGAGGUUUGAGACCUCUAAAACUGUCCAUAUUGUCCUCCAAGAUGAUGGGAACCUUGUUUUGCGCGAAGAAUCAAACUCAGGUUUUGUCCUUUGGCAGAGUUUUGAUCAUCCAACGGAUACAUUUAUGCCUGGAAGUAAGUUUGGAAUCGACAAAGUAACAAAGUCGAGCAUAAGUUUUAGUUCUUGGAAGAACUCGGAGGAUCCUGGAACCGGUGUUUAUAGUUUUGAACGCGAUCCUAAUGCUAGUCGGUUGAUUAUGUUGUGGAACAAAACACUAGAGUAUUGGACUAGUGGUCCUUGGAUUCCAAACCAACAAAUUUUCAGUGAAAUUCCCGAGUUUAGGUUUCUUCCAAAAGUAAUUAGUGUCACCUAUGUUGAUAAUGAACGCGAGAGUUAUCUCACUUAUUCUGUUCACGACCCAUCGAUUAUAACGAGGUUUGUGAUGGAUGCGUCUGGACAAUUUAAGGAUGUAACAUGGCAGGAAAGUACACAAAAAUGGGUUUUGUUUUGGACAGAACCAGGACAACAGUGUCAAGUUUAUUCUUAUUGUGGCGCGUUUGGUGUUUGUAACCAAUCAGCAAUGCCGUAUUGUCAUUGUUUGCAAGGAUUCGAGCCAACGAAGGAAGUAGAGUGGAAUGUGAGUGAUUACUCUCGAGGGUGUGCUAGAACGACAAAGUUAUCGUGUCAAGAAGGUAAAAACCGAGACAAGUUUUUGGUUAGUCGGAGUAUAGUAUUGCCCGAACAUCCUGUUUUUGUCCAAGCUUCCUCGGUAAGGGAAUGCGAAGACGCUUGUUUUGGGAAUUGUUCUUGUACAGCUUAUGCAUUUGAUGAAAAUGGGUGUUUUAUUUGGUUUACGGAACUCUUGAAUAUACGACAACUUUCCGAUAAUAGUGGGAAAACUCUUUAUGUUAGAGUGGCUAAAACUGAUGCACAAACACCAGGGAACAGGAUAUUAGUCACUGGUAUAUCAGUAGGAAUAGCUAUGUUGUUGGUUGUUCUGGUUGGACUGAUUUUUGUAGUGUAUUUUAGACGGAAAAGGCGGUUUUUGAAAGCGACAAAAACGAUGGAACAAUCGUUGACACGAUUCGAGUACAAAGAUUUGCAAAUCGCCACAAAAAAUUUCUCACAAAAGCUCGGAGAAGGGGGGUUCGGAUCAGUUUUCAAAGGCACACUGUCAGAUUCCAUGGUGAUAGCUGUAAAGAAGCUGCACAAUAUGAACCAGAGUCAAGGGGAGAAACAAUUCCGAGCAGAAGUAAGCGCGAUAGGAACAAUUCAGCAUGUGAAUCUUGUUCGUCUUAGAGGGUUUUGUUCGGAAGGGUCUAAACGAGUGUUGGUUUAUGAGUACAUGCCGAAAGGAUCAUUAAACAAUCAUUUGUUCAAACCCGAAAACAUAAAUAUAUUAAGUUGGAGGGUAAGGUAUGAUAUAGCAAUAGGAACAGCAAAAGGGUUAGUUUAUUUACAUGAAAAAUGCAGGGAUUGUAUCAUACAUUGUGACAUAAAGCCAGAAAAUAUACUUUUGGAUAUAGAUUAUAGUCCGAAAGUAGCAGAUUUCGGGUUAGCAAAGCUGGUAGGACGAGAAUUUAGUCGAGUUUUAACGACAAUUAGAGGUACAAGAGGGUACCUAGCACCCGAAUGGAUAUCAGGGGAAGCAAUCACAUCAAAAGCUGAUGUAUUUAGUUAUGGGAUGAUGCUUUUUGAGCUCGUUUCAGGGAGACGAAACAUUCAGGAAGGAACCCAAGGGAGAUUACACUUUUUUCCGACAUGGGCAAUGAGUAAAAUUAGUGCAGGAGAAGAUGUUAUAGAGAUUGUCGACCCGAAAUUGGAAGGAAAUGUUGAACAAGAUGAAGUCAUAAGGAUGUGCAAACUUGCUUGUUGGUGCAUACAAGAUGAAGAGAAUCAAAGACCAUCAAUGGGGCAAGUUGUUCAAGUUUUAGAGGGGCUUUUGGAUGUUAAUAUGCCUUUAAUUCCAAGGUCUCUUCUCAUAUUUGGGUGUGAUGCUCAAAGUCCUGUGUUUUUCAGCCAAGGUUUAUCAACUCAAGAAAGUUCAACCACUUUUGAAAGUGCUACCUCACAAGUUUAGCUUAGACCGGACGUAUUGUGAAUGUCAGCUUAUAAUCAAAUCGGGUAAACACAGGUGCACACACUUCAUAAGUCAAGAAAAUACCAUCCCAAAACCGUAUGGGUACCAGGGUAUGGAAGUAAAGGCUUCAAUGAUUUAUAAAGUGUGCACAUCAUCUUUAAUCCAUCAAUGUAGGACAAACUAUCCCAAUAAUUUUAUGUUCUAUACUUAAGUGUUUGCUUGUGCGAGAAUAUUGAGUUGAUUACUAUGAUUAUGUGUACGUGUUUACUUAUAAAGUGUAUGCAAGUGUUUCUUAAAACAAGUGUAUGAUUUCUACAAAUUGUUAAUAGAAUGUUGAUAUGUAAGAUAUUAAGACCUUAAUUUCUAAUGAAGUACUAUAUCUAUAGAAAGUAAGGGGUAUGUUUGGUAA
Molecule: messenger RNA, 2909 nt
Organism: Amaranthus tricolor (Joseph's coat)
Lineage: Eukaryota; Viridiplantae; Streptophyta; Magnoliopsida; Caryophyllales; Amaranthaceae
Product: G-type lectin S-receptor-like serine/threonine-protein kinase At2g19130
Exons: 1
Coding region: 65-2500 (811 amino acids)
Biological process (GO): protein phosphorylation; recognition of pollen
Molecular function (GO): protein serine/threonine kinase activity; ATP binding
Source: RefSeq, a predicted model, not a curated record